Drosophila busckii is the source of this 1268-nucleotide messenger RNA. Its product is annotated as phospholipase A1 member A. The coding region runs from base 1 to 1062 and encodes 353 amino acids. Gene Ontology annotation, molecular function: lipase activity. Gene Ontology annotation, biological process: lipid metabolic process. The record is from RefSeq and is a predicted model, not a curated record. The transcript is spliced from 6 exons. Lineage: Eukaryota; Metazoa; Arthropoda; Insecta; Diptera; Drosophilidae.
AUGCAUGAAUUCAACUGCACAAACUCAACACUGCAAUCUGCUUUAAGCUUUGCACAAAACAUUGUCGCUGAGGCGGUGGCGGCGGGUCAAAACCAAACGCAGGUCUAUGUAACGGAUUCUUGCCUGGAGAAGCCCUAUCGAUGUCCACACCCGAAGAUCCAGUUCUAUUUGUAUACGCGACGCACGCAGGAGCAGCCCGAGUUCCUCGACGUGCUCGAUCCAAAUUCUUUGUAUUUUACGCACUUUAAUCCGCGUCAUCCCACCAAGAUUAUCAUACAUGGCUUUGGCGGCGGACGCUCGCUCAGUCCCAGUCCGGACUUGCGCGAAGCCUACUUUGCCGUUGGGGAUUACAACAUCAUCAUUGUGGACUAUUCCAAUGCGGUGAAGGAGCCUUGCUUGAGUCAAAUGGAAUGGGCGCCGCGCUUUGGCAGCUUAUGCAUUGCUCAGCUGGUCAAGUAUCUGGCGCGUCAUCCACGUGGCACGCAGCCGGAUGAUCUUCAUUUCAUUGGCUACAGCGUGGGUGCGCACAUUGCCGGCUUGGUAGCCAAUCAUCUAAAGCCCGAGGAGGGCAAACUGGGCCGCAUCACCGCUCUCGAUCCCACAAUUUUCUUCUAUGCCGGCGCCAACAAUUCCCGCGAUCUGGACUCCUCCGAUGCGCAUUUUGUCGAUGUUAUGCAUACGGGUGCGGGCAUCUUGGGCCAGUGGCACUCCAGCGGACAUGCGGACUUCUAUGUCAAUGGGGGAACCAGGCAGCCCGCCUGCGUUGGCUCCGCUACUUUGUUUCAAACUUUGGCCUGCGAUCAUACAAAGGUUACGCCCUAUUUCAUCGAAUCAAUUACCAGCACUCGUGGCUUCUAUGCGGGUCCCUGUCCUAAUCUGUUUACCUAUCUGAUAGGCUGGUGUGAGCCCAAGGAUUCGGAAUAUGUGCUCAUGGGCGAGCAUUGCUCACACAAAGCUCGAGGCAAUUAUUAUGUAACCACCAAUGCCAAGGCGCCGUUUGCUCGAGGAUUUCCGGGCAAAGGACGCGCCAAUGGUGAAUAUCAGGGCGUGCGGCGACGAUAGAACUUGGGUGAAGUUGGAGCUGUAGUAGCACUUAUGUGAUUUUAGUUUGUUUCCUAAAUGUAUUUAUUUGAAUUGUGAAAUGUUCUUUAGUUAAUAUUUGCCGCCAUUAAGGCUUUGGUCAGAGGUUUGGCGCCUUGUACAAAUCUAAACUCUAAUCAUUAAAUAGUAAGCAAAAUUUGCUGGCAUUUGAAUAAAAUACAAAGCGA